UAAAAAUAUAUGAUGGAGCUUAAGGUAAAAAAGAGAGGAAUUCAUUUGAGAAGAUUUAUUGCGAAAAAACGAAAGAAUUUGCGUAUAAUAAUAAGUUAUUAAACCAUAUUAAAAGCUGCCGAAAGAAACAUGGAGGAAAGCUGUUUUUUGAUAUGUUAUUAGAAGAUAUUGCACGGAUAUAUGAUUGGGAGAAGAUAUAUCCGCCUAAAACAGUGGUUGAAUUAAAAAAAUUAUAUUUUUCUAUAGAAAACAGUCAUAUUGAUGAAUUAAAGAAGAAUUGUUAUCAUUAUUAUCUUUUGAAAGAUUGUGAUAUGAGUGAAAAGUUUUCGAAUGAUGUUUUUAUACCUAUUAUAUAUAGAAAACUGAUGGAUAGUUACUGGUAUCUUGACAGGAUGAGAUUUGAGGAAGCGUUUUCGAGUCUUUGUACGCCGAAUUUAGUGCCAAAUUUUCCAGAAAAAAUAUUGAGAUCAUUUUAUUUUCUUUCAGGUGAACAAGGAGCUCAAAUGACGAUUACAUAUACGGAUGUGAUGUCACUUCCAUUAGAUACGGAUGAAAAGUUAGAUAUAUAUAUGUCAUCAUUGAUAAAGGUGGAUGUUCUUUCAGCAUAUUCAUUUUUGAAAUCAUGUCCUAAUUUAAAAGCAACAUUUUUUCAAAAAAUUAUAGAACAUUGUCUUUGUGUAGAACAAUGUACAAAAUGGUUAUUAGAAUUACCAUUUACAAAAGAGGAAGAAGAACAAUUAAUAAGAUAUCUUAAAGAAGCGCCUUAUGCAACAUCAAAAAACAUUUUGUUUGUUUAUUUAAUUAAUAAGGGAAAAAGGAUUGAGGCGAUAGAAUUAUCUAAAUCUAUAGGAAAUGAUUUUUUUAGAAAUAUUGAAAUAGCAGACUUUGUUAAUGGAUUAAACAAAUCGCUUUUACCAAUAGAAAGGAAAAUGAUUCAGUAA
Molecule: messenger RNA, 941 nt
Organism: Pneumocystis carinii B80
Lineage: Eukaryota; Fungi; Ascomycota; Pneumocystomycetes; Pneumocystales; Pneumocystaceae
Exons: 5
Coding region: 153-941 (262 amino acids)
Source: RefSeq, a predicted model, not a curated record